This is a messenger RNA of Schistosoma curassoni, 2206 nucleotides long. NCBI's taxonomy places the organism in Eukaryota, Metazoa, Platyhelminthes, Trematoda, Strigeidida, Schistosomatidae. The record is from the annotation of a GenBank genome assembly.
GGCUUUUUAGUGUUUGAUUCAUGAUGAUAAUUUUAAAAAGAUGCAAAAAUGCUAUUGUCAUAUAUUCGAAACUAACUUUGAUGAAUUACAUUGAAUAGAUUGGUCGAUGAUGUAUAGCUUAACAAAGAAUUCACCAAAACACUAGAUAUUGUUUUAUAUCAAUAAAAUUCUUCACAUAUUUUAAUACAGUAUGGAUAUAGUAGACAGAGUACUGAUCUUUAUGUGAUUUAUGUCUUCAACAGGGAAUACCUCUUAUUCUACAUCAUUGUAUAAAGAGACAUCAAAUCUUGAUUUCAAUCAAGGUGUUGAACCACGAUCACAACAGCAAGAUAUUGAAUCAAAUUUAAGUCCAUAUACUUGUAAAACGUCUGACAAAACCGUAACAUCUGAAUCAUAUAAUCAAGAAUUAUCUCAAACAUCAAAUGAACACAAUUUGAAUUAUGAUGAUGUCUUAACUUUACAUGUCCCACAAUUAAACGAAAAUUUAUGGCAUAAAAAACAAUCCUAUAGUUUAUUCAAAUAUAAUAAAUGUCAUUGUUUUGAAUUUAUAACACGUAAAAUACGUUUAAACAAGUCACAUAAAGCUCAAGAAGGUGUAAUGAAGAAACAAUCUAAAUCCUUAUCUAAUCGUAUUCACAAUGGUAAUCAUUUAAAUUCACUUUAUGAAAAUGAAGUCGAUAUAAUGAUGACAUCUGAUGAUAUGAAAAACGUAAAACAAACUAAACUUCCACAAGAAACUAAUGAUACACCAAAUGAUUCUGAAGUUGUAGGGAAAAGUAUGCGUUGGACAACAACUUUUUUAGCAGCGUUAAGUAUAUUUUUGAUUUUGAUCACGUUUCCAUUUUCACUUGUCUAUUGUAUACGUAUUGUCGCUGAAUAUGAACGAGCUGUUGUUUUAAGAAUGGGUAAUUUAAUACCAAAAGGUAAAGGUACAAAAGGGCCGGGAUUAUUUUUUAUUUUACCAUGUAUUGAUAGUGUACGAAAAGUGGAUUUACGUACAGUGACAUUUGCGAUCCCACCACAAGAAUUAUUAACACGUGAUUCAGUAACUGUUUCAGUGGAUGCAGUUGUAUAUUAUCGUGUAUUAAAUCCAGUUGCAUCUGUGUUAAAUAUUGAAGAUGCUGCACGCUCUACCAGACUAUUAGCACAGACAACCAUAAGAAAUGUUUUAGGAACUAAAGAUUUGGCACAAAUUCUUAUGGACAGAGAAGAAAUAUCUACAGCUAUGCAGUCUAGUUUAGAUGCGACAACAGAUGCUUGGGGUGUUAAAGUUGAAAGAAUUGAAAUCAAAGAUGUCCGCCUUCCUAUCCAACUACAACGUGCAAUGGCAGCAGAAGCUGAAGCUGCUCGUGAAGCUCGUGCUAAAGUGAUUGCUGCUAAAGGAGAACAAGAAGCAGCUAGAUCAUUAAAAGAAGCUGCAAAAGUUAUAUCUACUUCACCAAUGGCAUUCCAAUUAAGAUAUUUACAAACAUUAUGUGCAAUAUCAGCUGAAAAGAAAUCAACUAUAUUCUUCCCGGUACCAAUAGAUAUAAUGCAAAAUAUAGGUAAUAUAUCCGGGUCAACAUUUCAACAAUUAUUCAAUAAAAAUAAUCAAAAAUUACAAACAAAAUAUUCAAUGAAUAAAAUUCCAAGUACUAAAGAAAUUGAAAUGAAUUCAAAUGAUUAUUGUGAUACAAUAAUUAAUCCAAAAAAUAUUAUUUGUAAUCAAAAUAUAAUAAAAAUGGAUAAAUCAACAAAUCUAUUACAUUCUGUAAAUUUUAUUGCUGAACAACCAUGGCCUCAAUCAACGCAUAUAAAUCGAGAUAAUCAAGACACAAAUUGGGCAUAUGAAAGUGGUGAUACACAUAGUGAUACAGUUUAAAAUUAAUAAAAUAAUAAGUUUGUAAUAUUUUAAUGUUUAUAAAGAAUAUUCUUAAUGAUAUGAAAUAUAUAUAAAUUGAAUAAUUCACUUUCUUAUUACACAUUCAUUUAACACAUUUUAAAGAUCAUAGUAAUGUAUUUGAAAUGAUAUUUAAACUAUUUCAUAUAGAAUCACUCUUUAGAAGAAAUGAUUUUCCAUAUUACAUUCAUAAAAAUGCAGGAUAUACAUAUAAUUUCCAAUUAUUGUUAUUUCCUUCAUAAAUACUGAUUGUCUAGAUAUUAUUGUGAAUAAAGCUGAUUAUAUACAAAUAAAUAUUUUUAAAAAAAAUGUAAAUGAAUAUCAAUA